Molecule: messenger RNA, 9535 nt
Organism: Penaeus indicus
Lineage: Eukaryota; Metazoa; Arthropoda; Malacostraca; Decapoda; Penaeidae
Exons: 4
Coding region: 1764-6008 (1414 amino acids)
Source: RefSeq, a predicted model, not a curated record
GCCCGAGUGCGCGGGCCCAGUGUCGUUCCGAGUGGCGAAGGGAGCCGAGAGUCUAUGCUGGUUCCCCGCUUGCCGUGUGUGUGAGAGAUAGGACGGGACUGCGCGAUUACGGAGAGAACGCCCCUUCUUUUUUGCUCGGAGGCGCGAGAUUAUCGAGUUGCUUGUGAAUGACGGGCGUCUACGGAGCCGUGGCGAGAAGCAGGGGCGUGUUUGUGGCUAUGAGUGUUCCUGAGAGCAACUUAAAGGGCGAGCGGCGAGGCCACGAGGAGUGCGGGCCCGCGGCUGCCUCACUGGACGGGCCCGGCGUGUGAAUGGCGAGCCUGCACCAGUGAAAGUCGUAUGUCAGCUCCCCACCUAGAAAGUGGCUGGACGUGUUCCUGGUCCCCCCGGGGAGAGCGCACGCGGCCGCACCUGUCGUCUUGUGCGUACGCUACACCUGCAGUCCCGGUCGUCACGUGCCAUCUGUCCGGACGGGGUUGGUGUCACGCCUGAAUGGAAGGAGCGGGCGUUCGUGGCGUGCAGUUCGCGAUUUUCCAGCGUUAAUACGCGGAGUACGUGUAAUACACAGGUGCCCCUUCUCCUGCAUGUGUCCAGCUACACGUGUUUCUCACCGUCUGCACGUAGCGAGCUACACGUGUUUGACUCCGCCUUCACGUACCGGUUGACUAAAGGAAAUCUACCCUUUUGGAAUGUUAUCAGGGAGAUUACUUCUGAUUUGUGUGGGAUACUGCUCGACGAUGUGAAUUUGACUGAUAACAUAAUUAUCUUAUCUUAUCAAAAGAAUUACAAUCAAUAACUGUGUUAGUGUGAGUGUGUUGUCAGCAAGAGCAGACGUGGCACUGCAGCUCCGUCUUUACUAGAGUGCAACCAAAAAUCGAGCCUCCAGUGUGCUUCAUCUCGGUGAUCAACAGCGUGGCACUUGAAAGUGUGGCACCAGGCACUGUCGAGAGUACCAAAAGAGUGCGGGGAAGUAGUUACUUGAUGUGGUUAUCUGCAGUGUAAGUCAAGACGGUGCCGCGUGUGUGUGUGGUGUUGGGAGAGCCUAAACGCCCCCCUUUGCUCGACGGUGCUGCCACAAGGGGCGGCUCAGCGGUCCUCGUCUUUACUCUGUGUCCCAACACCGCCUGUCACGGACCUCGGGAACUGUGACGGAGCACUCAUCUGGAGAAAUCACACUAGCAUCACAGUGCGCAGCUGGACCGCGUGAGACGUGGAUGUUUGUCCUGAGGACGUGGCUCUGCAGGGAUGUCUGUGAAAUAAAGUCUUGAAGGUGACGCCUAAUCCCUGUGGCACGGCGCUGCAGGGCUAUCGAGUGCGGAUUCGGUGAAGUGUCGCUAGGAAUAUGCAAGUGUCGACAGGAUACGCGCAGUGCUAAAUAUAUUCGCGAGUGUUUCGUGGAUUUCCUAGAGCGAGAGCGUGCGGGAGUGUUGCGGCGCUCUGCAGGAGUAGCGAGGACCUGCGGGAGUAUUGUGCCGCAGCCACGGGAGUCAGCCACUGUGACCACUGACCCAUAUUCUGGUGCCGUCUGCCGGUGCACCAAGUGGUACGUGUUCACGCUCGGCUGGAAUCACACGGCAUACACCCACGCAUUGCAAGUCCAGGCCUUCCGUCCUCGACUGGCACCGCGACGGGCACGAGGGCCAGCCUGUGCCCGCCGAGUGCCAGCCGUGACCGCGCGGGCGCUCAUGGCAUGACGGGCGCCAGGCAACAAGUGGGUGGCGGGACCAGGACCCGCUCUGACCUGUGAUCCAUGAGUGAAUGACAUGCAUCCAGGCUUGCUAACUGACGCCCCCGCUAUGGCCACACAACUCCAGGCCGUCUACGACCCCCGCCCGCCCACGCCGCCCACAUCCCCGCCGCCGCUGGACGAUGGCCUCGUCGAGAGCGGCGUGAGGCUGCCGGCGGGCGUGUGCAAGGCGGCCGAGGUGAGCCGCAGGACCAUCUCGGAGGAAACGCGCCUCUCGCUCAGGGACAUACACUUUAUCGACAGUUCCUCGGGUUCCGAGGACGACGGGGGCGAGUGUGGGCGCCGUGAUCGCGGCGAGAGUGCGUGCGAGGGCGGCGAGGAGGCUGGCAGGGAAGACGCCGUAUUGAUCCGUGACGAGGUGUGCGCAGCGGAGGGGGACUCCGCCAGUGCUUCGGUGGGAGGUGACGAGCACACAGCAGCGCCGCGCCGCUCCCGCAGCCAUGACGGAGGCCGGCCAGCUGCGGUCAGUGCGCCACCCAGUGAGUGUGUAAUGCAACAUAAGUGCGGUGCGGCGCCGCCCCCGGACACAGGUGAGGGCGCCGCGCCUCAGGCCCUCAUGGCGGCAUCCGACGCUGCCCAUCAGCAGCCUGCAGGCUCGGGAAGUGCCAUGGUCACUACGAGCUCCAGCGGCGCCCCUCUGCGCUCGGCCCUUAAGCGGGCAGGCCAGAGGAGCAAGGGGCAUCGCGUCAGCAUAAAUGAGGCCAAAAAUGAGUGUUUGGAGGCCGACUAUGUGAUUCUGGUGCAUGAGGAAAAUGAACCUCAACUUGUGUCGAUUAGGUCGUUCGACCUGAGCCUCCUGCCGGGCUCGGGGGACGUGGAGCAGCUCACCCUCUCGCCGCCCGAAGGAUACAAGGACUGCUUCAGCCACGCCGUGCACGAGACCAUCGUCGACGACUCAGGUACGCUGAGAUGCUCCAUCGCUACACUGCCUUGCCUGCGAUUCGCUUUCUUCAAGGAACAGCACAGGACAAUAAGAUUCUUCUCAGGUGUGUGCGACCUCACGGACAGCGUGGCCCGGCCUCCCUCCUCCCGGGCCCCAGACACGGAGUCCGGGAGCGGUGAUGGUAUCGUGGACCCCGAGGCUCCGAGACCUCACCUGCCAGACCUGGUCACCCACCAGACGCCGCACACGCAGUUGACAGUGGAGAAUGUGCGGCACCAUGACCAGUUGAUGCAGGGGAAGGACACCGAUUCUUCCGACCCGAAAGUGGCCAAGACCGGCAUUCUCAAGGGAGGGAAACUCUGGAAGAACGGCGACGGCAAGAGGAGCAGAGCCAAGGUCGAAGUCGAAGAAGUGGAGGAGCCGAGACGUUCCGUGAGGUUCUCCGGGCGGGAUGAGUACAGCCUGCUAGAGAACCUGCCGCUCGACAAGAUUCCGUUGGAUGCUGCGAACUCGGCGGCGCUAGCCAAGUUCAUGCCGAAGUUGAGGGAGCUCGGGAUGCUGCUCGGGGAGUCGCAGGAGGACUGGCACGUGGAGCUGAGUCCCCUGAACCAAGAAAUGGGAGUUGGAGCUGCCGUCCCAGGCACUGAGCCGUUGCCCGAGGAGCAAGAGAAGCAGCCUCCGCCGCAGAUGGAUGAUGAACAAAUCAGCGAGUCGAUGAAACGCUACGAGGAAAUGCGGCGUCGCAUCGCCGUGGCGGAGGGCCGCGACAACACCAGCGUCUGCAGCGACGAGUCCAAGAGCUCGUCGGAUUCGCAGUCGUCAGAUUCCACCAUGACAGAGACCAGAAUAAGAAGACUGGAGAACUCGGAUGUCGCCCACGUUGCCGGCGGCGUGAUGAGGAGCAACAGCGAGGUGAGGAGAGCCAUCGAGCGCAACGCCCUCCGGAGAUCCCUCAUCCGAUUCUCCGAGGCGCGCAAGAAGGACACCAACAAGAAUGAGAGGAAUGAGAAGGGCGAAACGUCGCUGCUGGAGAAGCUGAAAUGGCUGACAGCCUCGGAAGACGCGACCAAUGGGAAUAAUGAGGACAGAGAGGGCGAGGACGGCGAGGAUGCGAAGACCGAGCAAGAGAAGCCGAAGGAGGUGGACCCGAAGGUACAGGAAACCAUUGCUCAAUACCGGAAGCUCGCCGAAAUGUUUAACAAGACGACGUCACUUCGAGCAAAUGACAUCUUGGUUCCAGGAGACGUCCGCGAAUGGAAGCUGCAGGCCGAUUUGUUCCCUGAGAAAAAAGACACUUCCAUCGAAAAGGAACCGGAAGAGAUGAGCGAUGCUCCUUCGGGCUCCACGACGCCCACCGUGUUCAAGGCUAUCCCCGCGGUGUCGCUUGCUGAUCUCAUCACUGAUGAAGAAAAUGACAAGCUAAUAUACAGUGGCGGCGUGAGGUACACUCGCGAAGGAACGUUGCCAGCUGCAGAAGAAGGUGGAGAGGAACAGGAGGAAGGAGAGCAACAGGAAUCUUCAUCCACCUCGUCGGUAGCAGAUGCCAGAAAGCAAUUCCUUUCGCAGAUGGCAAACCAUCCAUCAGUGCCACUUGUUAAUGGAGUAGCCACUCACUCACGAGACAGGUCAUCCAUUGCCUCAAAUUCUGAUUCAUAUACAUUUGAUGACAUUGACGAAGCCUUGCACGAUGACCGCUCCUCCUCGGUACCUUCCUCCUCGCAGUCGUCCCCCCGGCUGUCUGGCAGGAGCGAUGUCGAUGGGACGAGCACCACCGAGAGCGGGUACAGCAGCAAUGAGACAAACGGGGAGCUCUGUCCUGUCAACGGAUUGCCAAUGACAGGAGCACAACUUCUUGGAUUACCUGCAAGUGGCAUUGACAUAGAUGAAUUGGCAGAAUUUGUCCGGCAGGAUGCUGGAAGGAUUGAGCGUCUUCGCAGGAGGUAUGACGCUGGGGAAGUGGAGGAUCAUGGCUUUAAUCGGCGGCCGUCAGUAAGAGGGAUCAAACCAAGGUUUGGCUCUACCACAGAUUUACUGAAGCAGAUGGCUACACAACUGGCUCCACCAGCGAUGGCUCAGCCAGGUAUGGCAGGAUCCCAUAUGACUUGGCCAUACAGAGAAAGUGGAGAGGAGGACGGUUCUGUUCCUCAGAGGCGGAGAGCAGCUCCAAACAGAGCAGUUCUUCCAGCACUGCAAGAAGAUAUACUGUAUGUGCCUACAUCUGACCUUUCUCCACAAGCAGCUCCACCGUCAGUAUCCACAGCUGUAGCCACCCCCACUUCACUCACGCACACAAAGACUCCACGUGUGGUCCAUGUCUACUCUAGCACAGGUGACCUAAGAGCUCCACCGCCACCUCGGCUGAUCGCUCCAAGAGAGUCUCCUCCUCCAGACUUGAUUCGCCCCGGGGCCACUCCAGCUCCACCUCGUGCUCACAGCCAUGUACCAAUGCCACAUCAUGGCUCUGUGCAGAGUCUGGGCAUGCCUCCGCAAAUGCCAGCACCAAAUGUACACGACCAUCAUUAUCAAACUUGCAGAAGACCUGCAUCCGUGCAUGGUCAUGUGCCAGCUGAUGCUCUUGUGACGAGGGGAGUACUUCCUCCGCCUGUUGCACGUCCUCAUUCCACACUCUCUCACUAUCCUCCUCCGCGUGUCCCCGCUCAUUAUCACCCCUAUGAAGAGCCUCCACUUCAGCGUGCUCCAUAUGAUGGUGGACAUCCACCUCUGGCUCAGCGUGGAUCUUACCCGGGUACAAUACCUCCUCCACAGUAUCAUCAACAGAUGCUUCAACCAGAUCUGGGAAGAUACCCCAGUCCUCCCAGUUAUGGAUCACAACACCCACAUUCACGUCCUCCAGUAGCCUCACCACGAGAAGGGGUGCCUUACUCACGCACACCACAUCCACAGGCACACCCUCUUCCUCAGGUAUCUCCUAUAGCCCCAGGACCAGUCCAGGUGCACCAGUGUGGCCCAAGACACCCUCCACCACCGAGAAUGGUGGGUGGGACAGUGACUGAACAAGCUUGUUCAACCGUAUGGUCACAUCAUCCACCACCACCCCACAUUCACCAAAGCUACCCACCUCACCCAGUGUCUAGUCACCUGAGUUACACCACACCUAUUGUGCCCGAAAGUGGUAUAUCUGUCAGGCCAAGCGGAGCUGUCAUUGGUCCUCCUAUAGGUCCUCCCAUUGGGCCGCCUCUCAUUAAUGGGAAUGUCGGGAAACUAGAAGGCCUGAGAGAUGAGCGGGGGGUCCCAGAGGGAGCAUCAUCAUCUCCACGAGGUCCAAUAGACCCCCAGUAUCCUCCUUCUCACACUUCUCCAACCCAUGAAACAAACAUCCUUCACAGGCAUCCCCCACCACCGAUGAACAUGACCUGAGAGAUUCCUGAUCGUUCUGGUUUCUGAGUUGCCCUGUGCAGUCAAAUUGUUGCCUAGCUAAGUUCGAGUCUUGGCACCAGGCUGAAUUUCAUCCCGGUACUGGCUGGUCCAGCCCGGAACACAAGGCUAUGAACCAGAGGGACCUAAGGCACUGUUGAGAGACUUUGAUCAAAUAAAAAUGCUCAUUAAUUGAACUUCUAUAAAAUAUUCUUUUGUAGUUUAAAAGUGUAGGAUAACCAUGUACUCCUUCGUGUUGGCACAUGUUCUGACAUUGUCUUCCCAGGUGAUCUAUGACAUGCUAUAAUGUUGCCAAAUGGUUUGUGACCAAAAUGCCAAAAUUGUUGACAGCAUACAGAUUUUACGGUACUUGAAGCUAUUUUAUUACAAACGUGAUGGGAAAGGACAAUCCUAGUUCAUUUUUUUCUUACCCUAAUAACUUAAUGUACUUUAUAUAAUGUUUCCUGUAGGGUGCAUGUGAUAAGAUGUAGGUGUUCUUUAAAAUUGUUGUGGAUGGAAGAAAUUUUGUAUAAUGGAUUGUGAAGUCUUGCUCAUGAGGCAAAUGAAUGUUGAGACAUCUUUUUAUCAGUGGUCCCAGGUGCAGUGAUAUACAUAAUUUUGUUAUUAUUAUUUUUUUUAUUUUUUUAUUUUUUGCUUUUUUGGUAGAUUUAAGUGACAUAUAAUAUACAUAUAGCCCUGUCAAAUGUAUAAUAAUGGGUACCAAGUAUUUCAUAAUUCUAUAUUUCAGCAGUCAGACAUAAUGAUAUAUAAUAUUUAGAUACGUAUAUGAGGUUUUUGUACCUUAUAGAGAGAGAAAAUAAUGUUUUUGAUAGUUUGAAUUAACUGUUUUUGCUUACAUAUUUAGUAAGUUAGGUCAGGUCAAAUAUGUGAAAUAUUUUUUUUAGGUAUAGAUAUUUCCAGUUCAAGUUAUCAAACAAUUGCAGCUUAAAUAACAUCAUCUUAUUUUCUCCUGAUUUUACACAUAUUGCAGUAUACUUUUCAUAAAUCUGACAUUUUCUCGGAAGAGAAAAUGUCUUGAUAAAGGUCUGUUUCACUCUUUAGCAUGUUACUGGUUAUUAGCUUUAAUGAUUUCAUCACCAUUCAAAACGGCAGCAUUAACAAACGUCUUCCAAGGUUGCAAGUUCAGCCAUCAGCCCAUCAGGUCAGUCACUUGUUGAGACAGUAACAAUCAGUUCAUCUGUGUUGCACAGUGAUCAAACCUCGGGUGCAGGAUUUAUUUACGAGACUUGUCGAUUCGUCCCAUUUCGAAAAAAAAAACUUUCCAUUCCCCCCCUUGAGAAAAAAAGACGAAUCCUGCACCGUUUUCCUUUAUCUUUAUUUAUCCAAGUCGCUCUAUUUUCCACUGAUAGGAAAAUAGCACUGCGACGCCGUUUAACUUACUGAAAACACUGAAGAGACAGAUGUGCUGAAGCAUCACUGCCGAUGUGGAUUUUACGAUGUGUAAAAAAAAAAAGACUCGUGUCUUGCUCACAAAUUAGAGAAUUGUUCAAGGAUGACUUCUAAUAAGAGUAAAACAAAACUAGAUAAAUUGUAGAAAAUGGAAGUUAGGGUGGGAUAGAUGUUUUUAUUCUUUUUAGUUCCAAAAGGUAGUUUUUCGUAGUUCGCUGAAACUGCAUAGUAAAAUGAGUAAUCAUUAGCACAACUGUUUCAUGUAUUUUCUGCCAGAAUCUAACUUCUUAAAUUGCAGUUUCUCACUGUCGAUGAAUAAUGAAUAAUCAAAUGCAAAACCAAAGACUAGGUUUAGGAAACUUAAUUUAGUCUGGCAAAAAGACCAAAGUUUUUUUUUUGUUUUUAUUUCAUUAUUUUCACUUUUUUAUUGUCAGUAUAAAUGUUCAUACGUUAAAAAAAAAAAGAUAUUCACUUAUUGCUGUACCUGGGAUCCAGCAGUAUAUUUCAACAAGUUAGGGGUAAGAUGCACAUACGUGGGCCUUUCAUCUAUCAACAGCAAGUUACAUCAGUGAAUUGGGAAAACUGAUAUCAGCUUUUGCAUUAAGUAAAAGGGAAAAAAAAGGGAAUGACUCUUUCUCCAAGAUUUUCUGCUCCUCCCCCUCACACACAAAAUAUGUGUAUUUUGGAUUCAGACGAAAAAAAUAUAUAGUUUUGAUAUCGUAUUCCUUGAUUUUUUUUUCUGAAACUGCUGUGACUAGAUUUGGUCCCAUAAUCGGCUGAACCAGAUUGUGCCAAGUAAAUAGGUCCGAUAUUUAAACUCAAAAGAAAAAAAAACAUUUUAGUCACAUGUACUUGAAAGAAAAAUACAAACAAACAAACAAAAAGUUAUAGUGAAUAUGUAAUAAAGGCCUUUUUUGAAAUAACGGAGCCUUUCUCUUCUUUUUUCAGGAAAUUAUAUAUAUACAUAUAUAUUUCAUGAAACCACUUCAGAAAUAUCAAAAAUGAUCAGGAUAAAUCUUCGGUUGCUAGUGUACAUUAUAAUAGUAUUUUAGGUUUGCUCAUUUCAUAGCGAAGUCUUCAAGUGUUAACUCCCAAACCAUCACCAAUGAAGUCCCAGUCUUUCCAGAGUAAAUAUUUUUUCUUCGUGUGUGAAUAAAUUGCCAUUGCUUUUAUUAGGUCUUAGUAUAUAUAUAUUUUUUCUUUUUCUUUUUUUUUACUUUUUUAUUACUCUUUUGAGCUGCAUCGUGUAUUUUUGAACAAUUCCCAACGAUCGUUAUCAAUGUGAUUACCUAUUGGAAUAUGGGGAAAUGUUUAUUUUCCUAGUUUUCAGUACAAAUUAUCCAGUAUUAAUAGUUCCAACAUAUGUUUAAAAAAUAAAUAAACAAGUUUGCCUUCUAGAACUAGUUCACAAACAACAUUUCUGAUUUCUCUGAUUUCCGAUUACCGAUUCUUCUUUCACGGGGCAAAAGGAUUUUCAGUGGUGCUAGGGUUAAAUCAAGUGACAAAUAGAAAUGUUAAGAACUCAUUGAAGACACAUGCAUGGCGUUAGGGUGUCCAUCAUUGGCACGCACACAAUAAUAGCAAUUGGGCACAAGUUUCAUAUUCACCAUAUUGCCAUACGGUAUUUAUAGAGCUUUAUUUUCAUGAAGAACGAAUAUUACAAAUAUUAACAGCAGCAGAAUGUCAGUUUAAAAAAAUAAUAAUAAAAGAAAGGUUGCUUUGUACUCUUUUUGACUACUAUACAAAAAGUACUGCAAUUGUGUUCAUAUAGUGUGUAUGUUCUGCUAGAUGCAAAAUGAAAGACUUGACUGAAUGUUUUUUGAUAAUGAAUCAUGGCUAAUCUAUGCCAAAGAUGUAUUAUAGGUAGAGAUUCUAAACUAUAUAAAGACAUUUAUUAUGUAUGAACUUUUAUGUACAGUAUAAUAAUUUUAAUCUUUAUUAUAUACAUACAUAUAUAUUAACACACACACAUAAAUUAAUUGAUACGCGUACAUACACAUAAAAUUAUGUAGACUUGUAUGUACAUGCAGAUUUACACACAUUCACACUCACACACACACUCACACUCGCUCUCUCAUUCACACACAUAUACACACACACACUCACUCUCUUUCACACAC